UGCCCUCAGCCCCUCGUCUGCCCCGGCACAGGGACGCUGCCAGCGCCAUGGCCCGGCCCGGCAGCACCCCAACCACGCGCAGCAGCCGCUGCUGUGUCCCAGCUCAGCUGCCUCAGCAAACUCACACUUCUCUCUUCUUCCUACGGGGGUCUCUCCCAGCUCCACUCACCGUCACUGCACCCCCCGGCCCCAUCACCGUGGCCAAGGGCGAGGACGUGGUGCUGCCCUGCAGCUUCUCCCCGGGGCAGAAUGCACAGGACACGGAGGUGACCUGGUUUCGGGAGCAGUUCUUGCCCUUUGUGCAUCGCUACGAGUUGGGCCAGGACCAGUACGGGGAGCAGAUGGUUCAGUACCAAGGGCGCACUGAGCUGGGGAAGGACGGCCUUGCCAAGGGCAGCGCGGACUUGAGGAUCUUCCGUGUCCAACCAUCUGACACAGGGAGUUACACCUGCUUUGUUCAACGAGGCUCAGAUUACGAUGAGGCUCUGGUGGAGCUCAAGGUUGAGCAGGACAAGCUGCCCCAUGGGUGGGGGAGCAGAGCUGCAGGCUGGGGGUGGGACAGGGCUUUGCACUGCUCAGCCUUGGCACAAACCCGCCCUCCAGCCCGUGCAGGGGGUCCCAGGAGAGGGCAGACAGGGGAUGUCCAAAUCAAUGGCCCACAACCCAUUUGUGCUGCUUUAUCUUCCUUUUCAGAGGAACAAGCCCAGGAACUCGCAUGGAGAAGACACGCAGUGCCUAUAGAAGCAGCGAAAGUGGUUCUGGAUCCAGACACAGCCCACUGUGAGCUUGUCCUGUCUGACAAUGGCAAAAGUGUGACACGAGGGGACACACGACAGGACAUCCCCGACACCCCCGAGAGAUUUGACCUGUGGCGCUGCGUUCUGGGCCGUGAGGGCUUCACCUCGGGGAGACACUACUGGGAGGUGGAGGUGGAGAAUGCAGGAAGAUGGGCUGUGGGGAUUUUUAGAGAAGAUGGAAACAGGAAAGGUGAUAUUAAGAUUAAACCAGAGAAAGGCAUCUGGGGAGUGGGGAAGUGGGCAGUAUUGAAAGCUUUCACCUCCCCUAGUCCCACUCAAUUUCCUGAAAUUAAGGCUCCCAGGCGGAUCCGGGUCUCUCUGGAUUAUGAAAUGGGACAGGUGGCAUUUUUCAGUGUUGAUGAGGGGAUUCCCAUCUUCACGUUUCCACCUGCAUCAUUUGGGGGGGGAAAAGUCUACCCUUGGUUCUGGCUGGGUCCUAGGAUAUGUCUGAAAAUGUGGCCCUGAUGAAGAGGAGGCAGUAAGAGAAGGGUCUCCAAGGGUGGAGAUCUCGUUAGCUCUCUGCACCUCUCUUCCAUGCUGCAUCUCUCCAAGAUCUUUCUCUGAGGCCAGACAUGCUGUUCUGGUCCCAGUGCAGAUCAGUGGGAGAGGCCAUGGCCAAGACCUUGUGUGAUGAGAUCACCCCACAUCAUUUCCAGGUGUGGGGAAAAGGGACUUUCUCUCCUGCUUCUGAGGGUGUUCCUUACACAUGGAGGGUGGAACCAUUGUUUCCUUGUCUCAGGCUCAGGGAGCAUUUGGCAUGUAAAUCACUCUCUCUUUGUACACUUUUCUUAUUCCUAUUGUUGCUGUUACUGUUGGUUUUAUGAUCUCAUUGCAGUUUCCAGUGAAUUGUUCUUCUCUCCACCCAUGAUCUUUGCCUUUUGUGCUUUCAACCAGAGGUGUGGGCAGGGGGAGU
Molecule: messenger RNA, 1710 nt
Organism: Chiroxiphia lanceolata (lance-tailed manakin)
Lineage: Eukaryota; Metazoa; Chordata; Aves; Passeriformes; Pipridae
Product: butyrophilin subfamily 1 member A1-like
Exons: 4
Coding region: 48-1262 (404 amino acids)
Molecular function (GO): protein binding
Source: RefSeq, a predicted model, not a curated record